GAGAGAGAGAGAGAGAAGGAGAAGGAGGAGGAGAAGGGGACGGCGAAAAGCACUUUGCAAGCAGGCAAAAAAAUCAAAUCAAAUCUGGAAAAUGGCUGAAAGUCCAGUAUCUCCUGGCUCCCCUUCCUCCACUUAUGGCGAUUCAGCAAAGAAAGGGAAAGGGAAAAGGAAAGGAACCCCAAAGGCUAAGGGGAGUCCCAAGAGAUCACCCAAAGGGUCACCCAAAGGGUCACCCAAAGGGACACCCAAAGGGACACCCAAAGGGUCACCCAAAGGGAAAAGGAAGUUGGCUGCUAAAAAAGAAGAAGAACCCGAUCUGUCUAUGGCAAGCAUGGGCCAUCCAGAAAUUUUUCCCUUGGUCCUCACUGAAAAAUCUCAGGAAAUAUUUAAUUGUCGUGCUGAUAUAGAUGUCACAGCUGAAAAUCCUUAUAAACUUUUGAAAAAAGAAGACAUUAUUAAUGAUAUGAAGACAAGGGCUGCGGUUUCUGACUUCCACCCAGUCAAAAAAAUUGUUUUAGAUUAUCCUGGAGAAGAACUUCUAGUAGUCUUUGACAGAGAAUUAAAAUAUGGACAGAUCUUUUAUCUUAUUGCAACUGAGGAGGCUAAGGAAGGUAUUUUAAAUCCUCCAGAGGAAGAAGAAGAGGAAGAAAUUAAAGAAUGGGUCCAAGAAGAAUACGUUUAUAAGUCUCCUGUGCGCAAACCUUGGGUCUCACUUGGAAGUGAAAAGGAAAUUGAAGAAGAAUCUGUUAAAGAACGAACAAGAAAGAUUAAAUAUAUGAUUUCUCGGCCACAUAAAGAAUUUGGGAUUCGGAUUAAAUUCCAAAAGAGAAAUGCUUCAACUGAUAAACAUGGCUAUGUGGAAUGUACAUCUUAUCAAGAUAAGUUUUUCACCAUUCGACAACUUGAGAGAAAUACUGGCACACAGGUAGUUCCUGAAGUAAAAGAGACAGGAACCCAAACAAGAUGGACCUACCCCAAAAACGCAACAACACAAUAUUAUCCUAGAGAAUUUUUGCCUGAAGAAAGACAGCAGUAUUUGUCUUCAGAAGACCUAAAAAAUUUUCUUUUGGCUGUAGCACUCAGAGUUGAAGUAGCACUGCAACAAAAUGAAAUAAUGGAUGCUUUUUUCGAUGACUGGAAAGCCCUUGCAGAAGACGAAGCUGGCUUUGUGGGCAAGUCCGAUGUUUUCCUUAAGGAAUACCAGUCCUUUACUGAUCUGCAUUACCUCAAGGACAGAACUGUUAGCUGCAUUUGCUGGCAUCCAACCAUUUACGGGAUUAUUGCGGUGGCAGUAACAGAGCGGCUUUCGUACGAGGACCGAGUGCAACAGUCUGGAAGAUUGCUCUUGUGGAAAGCACCCAUUCUGUUUUGGAGUUUUGCAGACCCAAUUCACCCUCAGCUAAUGCUGGAGUGCCCUGAGGACAUCUACUGCUUUGAGUUUUCUCCAAGUAAUCCCAACAUUGUUGCAGGAGGGUGUAUGAAUGGACAGGUUGUACUCUGGGACAUCUCAGAAUAUGAAGAAAGGCUGCAAAAUGCAAAGUCAGGCACAGCUGGAAGCAAGAGCACCGCCGUUAAUAUGCCCAGUUUCAUGCUGGAGCAACAAGUUGCAAACGAGCCCCACUUGGUGAGAUAUUGUGCCGUCUCCUCCAUAGAAUAUGGUCAUAAGUCAGUAAUAUCAGAUAUACACUGGCUGCCAGAACUGUUUGAGCUCAACAGAAUGGGCACUGUUUUUGAAAACAGAGCUGGAGUUUGUAUACAGCUUGUCACCUGCUCACCAGACUGCACCAUCUAUUUUUGGGACCUUCGAGCCCACCGGCCAGCUGCCCAACCUUCUAAUGAGAAGAAAAAGGAAGAGAAGAUUGUUCCACCUUUACCUGAUGUGCCUUUGACCUUCAAACACUUAGAUCUCACGUGGAGGCCUCUCAUUAAGGUAACCUUGCCCAAAACAGAUACAGGUGCAGAGUUUAGCCCGACAAAAAUAAGCCUCAGAGAAGAACACUAUCAUACCAAAAUUCAAGAUAAGACGCAACCCCAGGUCAGACCAGAAGUACUGACAGAAAAACUACCGUAUAGUGAGAUACAGGCCACAACAACAAAACCUCUUAAACUGCUAGAAAAUAUCACCUCCAGCUUUUUUGUUGGGACUGAAGAUGGUGAAAUUCUUUGUUCGGACUGGAAGAUGGAAAGAGAUGGCGAUUCGGGAAGACUGCUUAGCCAGAAACCAACCAACAUACACACCAUCCAUGACGGGCUUGUCCAUACUGUUCAGCGAUCUCCAUUUUUCAACGACGUAAUUCUCACAGUUGGAGGCUGGAAUUUUGCAAUAUGGAAGGAAGGUGUUACGAGUGGGCCACUCCUGGAGUCAAGCUGCGCAGCAAAGAGAUACACGGUUGGUCACUGGUCUUUAUCAAGACCAGGUGUUUUUUUCAUCGGGAGAGAAGAUGGAAAUAUUGACAUUUGGGACCUCUUGGAGAAGACUCAUGAAGCAUCUCAGACUCAAAAUGUCUGUAUUUCACUGAUUACUUGCAUCAAGCCCUGGAUUUACUCUUCAAAGCAACACUUCUUAGCCAUAUCAGAUGACUUUGGCACUCUGCAUAUUUUAGAAAUUUCAUGGACUUUAAGCCACCCUUCCAGCAAUGAGCAUUCCAGUGUUCUCCAUUACUUUGAGCGAGAAGUCAGACAUCUGGAGUACGUUGAGCAGCGUCGAGAAUUCAGAGAUCAAGAGAGAGCAGAGCUGGAGAAGGAAAAUCUGAUUAAGAAAACGAAAGUAGUUGGCGGUCAGCGAUCAAGAGAAUUAAUGGAAGAAAAGACCAAUCAGGAUUAUGUGGAAUAUUUGGACCUAGAGAAGGCUGUUCUAGUUCGACUUGGAGUACUGAAGGGAGGAGAUAAAGGUAGUCCCUCAAGAACUGCCUAGCUUUGUGAGCACCCAUCGUUCAACUGUUCGGUGCAGACUAAAUUGCUAUGAGAAAUGUAGGAUGGUCUUGAUCCAAAGGCUUAUGAGUUGAAACUGUUUUUGAAAGUCACAAUGCAGCAGCCCCCACUGCCAAAAAGACAUACAGCUGUUCAGUUUUAUUAUCUGAUUCUCUCUUUGGAAUUAGGAAGUUCCAAAAAAUAUUAAAGAAAAAACAAGGCUGUUUUGUAUUGUUCUUUUUUUGUCCCUGCAGUAUGUGUAAUAACUAUACAGUGAAGCAACAUUUGCACAUCCUGUUCAGUUACAUAUUCACAG
This is a messenger RNA of Pogona vitticeps (central bearded dragon), 3226 nucleotides long. RefSeq names its product dynein axonemal intermediate chain 3 (gene DNAI3). Lineage: Eukaryota; Metazoa; Chordata; Lepidosauria; Squamata; Agamidae. Gene Ontology annotation, cellular component: inner dynein arm. The record is from RefSeq and is a predicted model, not a curated record. Gene Ontology annotation, molecular function: dynein light chain binding; dynein heavy chain binding. Gene Ontology annotation, biological process: cilium movement involved in cell motility; inner dynein arm assembly.